Bombyx mandarina (wild silkworm) is the source of this 4497-nucleotide messenger RNA. RefSeq names its product carboxypeptidase E. Gene Ontology annotation, molecular function: metallocarboxypeptidase activity; zinc ion binding. Gene Ontology annotation, biological process: peptide metabolic process; protein processing. Lineage: Eukaryota; Metazoa; Arthropoda; Insecta; Lepidoptera; Bombycidae. The record is from RefSeq and is a predicted model, not a curated record.
AUCGAAUAUCGAUCGGCGGACUGAAUGUAGGUAGUGUACAGUCGACAUUCGACGUCUUGCGUUUCGUGUUGUUUGACGCGGAUGAAACUGUGAUUCGUAUUGUAGAAAAUUAAAAUGCUAAAAUAAUAUAAUAAAAUUUUAAUUAUUUAAAAUGGCUUUGUAUAGUUUCGUGUGUUUUUCUCUUUUAUUAACGGUGUCUGCAGAGUUCCAGUGGAAACAUCAUAACAAUGAAGAACUACCCUUGGUUUUACAAGAAGUACAUAAUAACUGCCCGAAUAUAACUAGAAUCUAUGCAUUAAGUGAGCCCUCAGUUUGCAAUGUUCCCUUGUAUGUCAUAGAAUUUGCACAGGUUCCUGGUUUUCAUCGACCGUAUAUACCAGAAGCCAAAUAUAUAGGGAAUAUUCACGGAAACGAAGUUCUGGGUCGAGAGCUGCUUUUGGGAUUGGCACAUUAUCUUUGUGAUCAAUAUAGGAAAAAUGAUCCUGAAAUAAAAGCUCUGAUUACUAAUACCAGAAUCCAUUUGUUACCAUCAAUGAAUCCUGAUGGAUGGCAACUUGCCACUGAUACAGGUGGAAAAGAUUACUUGAUAGGCCGAACAAAUAAUCAUGAAGUGGAUCUCAACAGAAAUUUCCCAGACUUAGAUGCUAUUACAUUUGACUUUGAACGCCAGGGUCUUAGCCACAACAACCAUUUAUUGAAGGAUCUCACUCAAUUGAGUGCUCCUCUGGAGCCAGAAACAAGAGCUGUUAUGCGCUGGAUUAUGUCUACACCAUUUGUAUUGAGUGCUGCAAUACAUGGAGGUGACUUGGUUGCUAAUUACCCAUAUGAUGAGAGCAAAACUGGAGCUUCGGCCGCAGAGUAUUCUGCAAGUCCAGAUGAUGAAACCUUCAGGGAAUUGGCAAUGACUUAUGCAUUGGCCCACGCGGACAUGGCGUCGCCGACCCGUAGGGGAUGCCAUACCACUAGUAGUGACGAUGUCUCAUACAACUUCGGCAAACAGGGCGGCGUGACCAAUGGAGCGGCUUGGUACAGUUUAAAAGGAGGGAUGCAAGAUUUCAACUAUUUGGCAACGAAUGCUUUCGAAAUUACACUGGAACUGGGCUGCGAAAAAUAUCCGUCAGCUGAACUUUUAGAAACCGAGUGGAACAGAAAUCGCGAAGCGCUCUUGGAAUACUUGUGGAAAGCCCACAUCGGUGUCAAAGGUGUUGUCAGCGAUAGUAAAGGUUUCAUACCGAAUGCUAUUAUUUCUGUUGUCAACUGCACCGGAUCCGUAACGAAACCGAUCCGACACGAUGUCACGACAGGUCCAUACGGUGAUUACUAUCGCUUGCUGACACCCGGACAGUACGAGAUCACGGCUACACAUACCGGUCACUUUCAAGCCUCACGAAUGGUUUCCGUACCAAAGAACCAGAAGUCUGCUAUCAUCUUGGAUUUCAGACUAGAAGAGUUUCAGGGUAAAACAAAUUGGCUCCAAGAUCUGUCUUCGUUCGGAGUUUACUCGCCUUCGUUGCGUAACAGUCAACCAAGGAUAUACAAGCGAUCUCUUUAUGAAAAAGUAGCUGAAACAAUGCUAGAAAAUAGGGAAAUCGUUAAGCAAUAAAUACGUGAUUCGAACGUGAGUAUAUUGUUAUGUAUACUUACUAAUAAACAAAUGUGUAUGUAUGUUUAGUAAUAUAUUCCAUUUUAUGACCUAAAAUUAACAGUCUCUUACUUCGAUACGUUAAUUCGAUACAGCACAUUUAUAUAGUACCUAAAUAUUUUAAAUAAAUCUAUUUCAAAUUAUACUAACAAUGCGCAUGUUAAUUGCGUGCAGAGAAAAAUUGUUAAAGUCGUCUUUUAAAGUUGCCAUAGUUAAAUUUUAUAGUGUCAGUAAUUACCAGAAAUACCUUUUUAUUACGCUACUGCACGUUUUUGGGAACAAAUCCUAAUACACUGUACAAGUUAUUUAAUAGAGUUUUCAAAUGUAAGGAGGGCGAAAUAUGAAAUGUAAGAAAUGAAAUUAUCCGAUUAAAAAAAAAAACUGAUUUAUGAUACAACAUUACUUAAAUUGCAAUUAGUCCCGGGAUUAAUUUUAUGACUUUGUGACACUGAAAUAGUAGAUAUUCAAGUGGUGCAUAUCGCCCCAAAAAAAACAAAGAUAAUAAUAUUUGAAAGCACUCCGUACACAUCACUAGACUUUAAUUAGGUACUGUACCUUAAAAGAAAAUUAACAGUGUUACCCGUCGUAAAAAAGAGAACGGCAGUUUGCGAUUGAAGUUGUGAUAGAUUGUGCACGGGUAGAUGUAAAUUGGGAGCGUAAAUAUAUUUUUCUAACCAAAUCCAUUCAAAGAGAAAAAAUGAGACAAAGAUUAGGCUAUAUAAUUAUUUAGUGUUACUGUCAAUUGUAAUUUAUCAAAAUGACAGUUAAUACCAAAAAAAGUUUGUAAAGAAUAAUGCUUUGUUUGAUUUUGAGUCUACAAAAAUAGCAUAUAAAUUUCUCAUGGAGGUAAACUAGUGUUGUAAUGUACUCUGAAACCAUAUAAAUCAAUUUGUUAUACAUAUAUUUAGUUUUUAUUAUUAUAAUAAAGAUAACGAAUACCCAUAUCUUUUGUUAACAUUUUUAAAACGAAAUCUAGUCUAAUACUUUAAUAUUAUACGAAAUUUUUAUCAAUUACAUUAUGUGAUGUUAAACGAAAUUUGUAUUACAUUGAUUGAUUGAGUUUUAAAAAAAAUGCUAGUAUCAAUUAUCGUUUCUAGUAUCAACAGAUGUUUUUUUCACACAAACGAACGAAACGACGAAACAAGGAAACAUAUUUAAUAGAUUUGUCUAACUCGACAUCCUCUCAUUUGGUAAAAUAAAAUCGAGCUCAAAAUGCAAAGCUUAACACGAGGGAAAAAACAUUAAAAACAAUAUGCAAAGUUGAAAUGUUACGAAAAAAUCAGAUUACGAGAAAAGUUCCCAAAGCACUUACGCGAAUAAAAAAUAUAGUUACCAUUUUUUUAGCGUGUAGUUAAUUAUAAAAUGAUCGAUGUAGUUAAUAAUUAAUAUGUAAUACACCUUUUUUCUAUGGUAAUAAAAUUAAUGUCUAAAAUUAAUCUACUCCGAAGACUGAUCGUUCGUCGAUCUAAAUAAGACAUUUAAAAAAAUCUUCUAACUCAAACGUUUUUUUUCUAAAAUACUGUUAGGUCUCUUACUUAACCUCAGAUUUGUGACAGUUUUUGAGAUGAACGAAGCUUUAUUCAGCAUAUUUAGUAAAAUUUAUCCUACUUUGUUCAAAUGGAUCGUAUACACGUAUCUUUUUUCGAGAGAAAUAAGAAUGCUACAAUUAUUUUUAUUUGUAAGAACACCAUGGUAACCCAUUUCCGAUAAGACAUACACGACCCUAAUUUUUGUUAUUUUGUAAACUAUCAAAGGCCGUAAUGACUUUUGCAAUCUGUAAUAAAAAAUAAUUUACUCACAAUAUUAUUCAAAUAUGAAGUUAAUAUGUAUAUAGGAAAUUAAAUGAUAUGUCAAUGCAUGAAAUGUUGUUUUAUUACAUAUGUGUUUAUAUAGAACAUAGACUGUUCAGUUAGUGAGUUAAAAAUGAUGUUCCCAAUCAUUUUUAUUGAUUGAUUUUACAAUAAAUAGAAACCUCUUACGAAAUGAUAAUUUUAACAUUUCAUCAUUUUAACAUAAUUAAAAUGGCUAAUUAAUGUAAGUGCCACUUAAUGUCAAGAUUUUUGAAAACCCGCCAUGUAUAGCAUACAAAACUGACCGCCAAUCAUCUUAUUCCGGACGGUUUGGCAUGUUUGUAGAUAUUCCGCCUACUUACAUACUGCAUCCAAACUAAACAUAAUGUAUCUAUGAAGUCGAUGUGCCCUAGAUCAUAAGGCGGCAGCAGUGUAUUGCCAUCAAGCGAUACUUUGCCGGUACUCAAAUUCUGCAUAUAUUAUAGAUACUAAUUUUUAUAAGGAAACGCGUACUUAAUAUAUGUUUACGAACUUUAAUGAAGAAAUAAUAUAUUUUAAUAAAAAAUAAACCCACAAAAUUUAUUUACUCUUCAUAAUUACUGUUGCUUGGUGCCGUGUCCUGUCUGCACCAAAGUUGUAGGUACCACCAUUCUGUCUAUUUCUACCGCGAAAUACUCCGGUUUUAAGAGUAUAAUAGCUGUCAUACAGUACAAUUGAUUCUUCAAUUUCAUAUUUCAAGAUGGCGUCCAAGUUGUGAUAUCGUUUCUAGUUAAUAUUUAGUAAUAACAUUAAAAAAGAAAUUUCAAGAUGCAUUAUUUCAAGCUUCCCUUAGUUGGGCUCUGAAUUUAUUGUAAAAUAAAGAUAACUUUAAAUUAAACAAUUUAAAUAGUGUUAAACAUUUUAUUUGAUCAAAUUUAAAAUGCUAACUUAAUUUCUAAAUAACUUUCUUUAGCACUACAAAGGUUUAACAUAUUAGUAGUAUUCUUUAAUUAUUGGUAUAUGCUUAAAAUAAAUUGUAUUGUUGGUCGCAAAAGUGUUUUUUUUUUUGGAAAAACAUUAAAAAAA